Molecule: messenger RNA, 2929 nt
Organism: Hydractinia symbiolongicarpus
Lineage: Eukaryota; Metazoa; Cnidaria; Hydrozoa; Anthoathecata; Hydractiniidae
Product: endoglycoceramidase-like
Exons: 4
Coding region: 110-1588 (492 amino acids)
Biological process (GO): carbohydrate metabolic process
Molecular function (GO): hydrolase activity, hydrolyzing O-glycosyl compounds
Source: RefSeq, a predicted model, not a curated record
UCACGCGCAGAUCACAAAAUGAUUUCGAAACAUUUUUCCGUUGUUUGCAGAAAGGACAGUUUGCAGCAGAGCAAAGCGUUGUAUUUUUGCUGCAAAAAAUAGCACAAACAUGAACUUCUUAGUUUUAUUCCCCUUUCUGAUAUGUCUCCUGCCUGUACGCGGACAGGAAGCAAAUCUUCUAAUUUCUGUUAAUCCUGAUACGCAAAUGCUUGUUGACAGUCUAGGAAGAGAGCGUUUUUUUCAUGGUACAAAUGUUGUGGUAAAGCACCCUCCAUUUCACCCAGAAACAACAGGUUUUGGUCCUACCACAUUUUCUGAGAAAGAUAUGCAGAUUUUACAAGAACUCGGACUCAAUUCUAUACGCUUAGGAAUGAUGUUACCAGGUUACGUUCCCAAAAGAGGUCAAUAUAACGAGACAUAUCUUCAAGUUAUCCAAAGCAUAGUUGAAACGGCUGCUAAGUAUGGUAUUUACACAUUACUUGACAUGCAUCAAGAUGUAUUUUCACCAAAGUUUUGUGUUGAGGGGAUGCCUGACUGGAUUGUAAACACAGGAGACGCAAAACCUUUCCCAUAUCCAUUUACAACAGAACCGUUUAAAAUAAACCCAAGUACUGGAUAUCCAUAUCCUGAAGAUUGUCAAAAAUUUCCAUGGGGAAACUAUUAUUUCACAGAAGCUGCGUGUAAAGCUUUUCAAAGUUUGUACAGUAAUGUGGAUGGACUUCUUGAUGAGUGGGCCAUGUUUUGGAAGAACACUGCCAAGGGAUUCAAAGGUUAUAAUAGCGUGAUCGGUUACGAGUUAAUCAAUGAACCCUUCUGUGGCGAUAUCUAUAAGAAUCCAUUAUUGUUAGUUCCCGGUGUAGCGGAUAAACUUAAUCUCCAGCCAGCUUACGACGUUCUGCAGAAAGCCAUACGAGAAGUUGAUGAGCUACAUUCCAUCUUCUUUGAAGGUGUGACUUGGGAUUUCUUUGCUGUUGGUUUCACAAAAGUACUUGGUGGUGCAGAAUACCAAAAUCGUAGCGUUUUAAGUUACCAUUACUAUGAACCUCCAGAUUUUUCGAAAACUUUAAGUUUUGCUGCUCGAAUGGAAGAUUUGAAACGAUUAAAAUGUGGAGGAUUUCUGACUGAAUCAUUAACCGUUGGGAACGAUUUCACUGACAUGUAUAAAAUAUUUGCUUUAUGCGACAAGUACAAGCAAAGCUGGCAUGGUUGGGAGUAUUAUGGCGACACCACACAGAACUUAAAACCUAACUCUAAUCUGUCUCAUAAUAAAUUCACAAAGAAUAUUGUUUUAGCGAACUUGUCCCGCACUUAUCCACAAGCUGUAGCAGGUAACACGGAAAGCUACUCAUUUAAUCAAGAAAGUAAGUCUUUUGAGUUGGUAUAUACGACAACUUUAUCUUGUCACAGCCGUCGCACGAUAAUAUACUUCAACAAAAAGCUACAUUAUCCGAAUGGUUAUCGGAUAUCUUAUUCACCGAGUACUCAACUUCACGUCAGUUACAGUAAAAAUAGAUUUUUGAUUUAUUUGGAUCAUAGCGAUUCUUUGCCACAUGGGUUACGUGUUUCGUUCCAACUGGUAGCUACCUAAAUCAUAACCCUCCUCCAUUGUUAACCUAAAUCAUAACCCUCCUCCAUUGUUAACCUAAAUCAUUAUCCUUCUCCCUUGUUAUGCGCAGCACUCACGUUCUACUAGUGUAUGCGUAUUAUUAGAUUGACAUUGAUUAGAUUGACAUUGAUUGACAGUAUAAAACAGAUUUUUAUACAUUUUGUUUUUUUGUUUGUUUACUUGUUUGUUUUUUAAGCAAUAGAGAAUUGUUUUCCAAAUUUUAGUCUCAUACAUAUGACACGAUGAUCUAGGAACUUUAACAACUCAAUAUUAUUAAUCAAGGUUAAGCCUGCGUCCGAAACAACAUAAAGUUUGGGAGUAUUUUGUGCUCUUCUCGUGGCAUACGUUGGAAAAUGUAACUAAAUUUUCUCUUAGAAAUAAAAUUUUCUACCUAUCUUUCCCCUCCUCUACUUUUUUUUUCCAAAAUUUUUUUUAUCUAAGUCGUACUUUCUUUAUUUUUUUUAAGUAAUAUCUUCCGCUAUUUUCCUUUUUAUCGAUUAUUUUUCUAAUUUUUUAAAGGUGAUAAAAUUGCUACUUAUUUGGGAAAAAGCUUGUCCAUUAGCGUUUGUAAUUGUAAAAAUUUUUGGAGUUGUUUUACAGGAAAAGUUUAUUUUUAAUUUAACUGUUAUCGCGAACUUGACAUGUUAAUCGGGAAAAACGACUAAUUCGAAAACCAAGAGAAAGAAGCUAAGUAGCUAAAUAUUUUGCAAAUGACUGGAUUUUUCUCCUGCUAUAUUUCCCCAACUUUUUCUCACCCUCUCUUUUGUUCGAAUUGGCACCUGAAAUAUUUCUUGUGGUAAGGUAUUUAUAGUGUAAAAUUUUUAACGAUUUUACAGAAUUUUGGAUAUUGAAAUUAUUAUUAUUAUUAAAUAUUUUAGCUAUUUUUUUAGAUUAUUUUUAAUCUUAUUUUUUACUAAUUUAUUAUUCAGUUUGGAUUUUAUGAAAUUUUUUAACUUGAUUAAAAUGUUGUCCUUUCAUAAAACCAACCUCCACUCGUUGCGCAAUUCAGUCUGUAGUACACGAAAACCUACUAUUCGCGAGCCCUAAAUGACGUAACCAGAAGAUUUAAAACUAAUCGCAAGCGAACAGUUGCACAAUUGUUUUCAAAAUGACGUCUCAAAAAGAUAUUUGUUGUUGUUCUUACAUAUUUAUAGUUUCACAGUCUUCGCUAAGAAUUACGUGCACGCAGACUAAACACUUCGCGCAUACGAGAGUUUGGUGAGUGGAGGCCGCCCUAUAAACAGACAGAUUAUUUGAUAUCUUAAUUUUAUUAUGAUGCAAAUAUUAAUAUAAAUCUGAAGCAAAUACAUAAAUUAUCAGUUA